Molecule: messenger RNA, 1688 nt
Organism: Melampsora larici-populina 98AG31
Lineage: Eukaryota; Fungi; Basidiomycota; Pucciniomycetes; Pucciniales; Melampsoraceae
Exons: 4
Coding region: 33-1385 (450 amino acids)
Biological process (GO): macroautophagy
Cellular component (GO): endoplasmic reticulum
Source: RefSeq, a predicted model, not a curated record
GCCGAUCACCCUCCACACAUUCUCAAUGUACGAUGUCCUUUGAACCAAUUCCUCAUCAAAAUGCAACUUUACGGUCCAAUCACAAGUUAAUCUCUAGUCAAUCACCAUCUGACUUAUAUCCUUCAUUUGAUUUCAGAUCGACCAAUACAAUUUCAAACACACAUCUCAGCUUAAGCGAAUCUAUCAUCUUACAUUUUGGCUUCAUCAAACAAGGCAUCUCGGAUGCUAGGCAGUGGAAAACGAUCCUAGAUGUCUUGGGUACGAACAAACAAUUGCGAUCAAAUUUAAUUCAGAAUGUCACACUGCAAGCUGUUUUAUUAACAAGUGUUAUCUCUUUCGAACUCUUUCCUCGUAUUAUUCAUGCCGACAUUUCACAUUUACGUUUUUACUUCGACAUCUUUUGGCUUUACCCGAUCUCUCUUUCCUCGACCAUCUUGAACGGUUUCCUAAGCGUUCGAGUAUCAAGAACACUUCUCACUACCUCGUCCCAUUCAAGACGACUGUCUAAAUUUCUUACAUCGCCAAAUGUAGAAGCAUAUAAAGGAUUAACGCAUAGUAUCAUAUCAGAGUCGUAUCGUGGCUUGGUUCUUUUGAAUUACUUUGCUUUCUCACAUUUAUUAGCCAGAGUUCCUUAUGUUGGAACUCUGCUGAGUUUUGCUUAUUGCACAAUUGCAAAUUCCUACUACUGUUUCGAAAGAUCAUGGACAGAAGGAGGCCAGUCCUUUGCAGAACGAGUCAAAAAUAUCGAAGAAAGAUGGACGUAUCAUGCUGGAUUUGGUUUCGCCAUCACAAUGCUUUCAUUUUGGCAUCAAAAUAUUUUAGUCAAUCUAUCUUUGUUCACCCUGUUCUUCCCUUCUUUACUAAUACUCGCAUCAGCAUCAACAACCCAUCCGUUACCUUGGUCACCAAGCUAUCCAUUAGCCUUGAAUUCUAAUACUCGUGAUCGAACACCUCAAAGUCAAUCUAAGAUCUCACCAGCUUUCCCAGUACGGUUGCCAAUCUUUGUGCUCUCAGUGAAGAUACACGAAAUUAUCAACCGAAUACUCCGACCUUCAAGUAAUCACCAUUUCCAAAAUGACAAACACUCAACAGCCUCUCGUCUCAAUGAAAUGGAAGGUGGCGCAAGCCCUGACUUGAGCAAUGCCCCCUUCAAUGCGGCGUCCUGGCAAAGUCAAUCAGUACCUUUUGAUGGUGCCUUGAGUCAUCGCCAUCCUAACAUCUCGGCCAACUCAAACUAUCACACGUCUGGUUCGAGACUCAACACAUCUAUCUCCGGGCAGGAAAACCUACACCCAAUGAAUAACGUCGAAUCAGAAGACACUAAUUCCAGAGGAACUGUCAAUGCUGAUUUGAGUCAUAGUCCAAAGAAAAGCAAGGCAGACUAAACAAGAUGAUAGUUGGUCUUUGUUUUUUGUCUUUCUAAAUAGAGCAUUUUUAUUACCACUCAAUCACGGCAUACAUUUUUGAAUCAACAUUUAGAAAGCACAAUUUUUCAACAUUUUUCUUUCUCUUCAUUUGCAUCCUUCAACAUUGCAACUACAAGAAAUCUUACUAUCAACAUCCGAGUAAACAAUCCUAUCUUAGCAUUUGACUUGUUUUAUCUUGUACUUUGAACUUCUUAUGAUGAACAAUUUAAGAGUUGCAUGAUGGGAUCUAGAUGAUGCCAUAUAAAUCAAUUUGCAAUGCUU